AUGAGAGCUAAGUGGAGAAAGAAGAGAGUCAGACGACUCAAGCGAAAGCGCCGCAAGGUCCGAGCUCGAUCCAAAUAA
Molecule: messenger RNA, 78 nt
Organism: Yarrowia lipolytica CLIB122
Lineage: Eukaryota; Fungi; Ascomycota; Dipodascomycetes; Dipodascales
Source: RefSeq, a predicted model, not a curated record